This is a messenger RNA of Capsicum annuum, 2448 nucleotides long. Its product is annotated as histidine-containing phosphotransfer protein 1. The transcript has 6 exons. The coding region runs from base 191 to 535 and encodes 114 amino acids. The record is from RefSeq and is a predicted model, not a curated record. Gene Ontology annotation, biological process: cytokinin-activated signaling pathway; phosphorelay signal transduction system; phosphorylation. Gene Ontology annotation, cellular component: cytoplasm; nucleus. Gene Ontology annotation, molecular function: histidine phosphotransfer kinase activity; protein histidine kinase binding. NCBI's taxonomy places the organism in Eukaryota, Viridiplantae, Streptophyta, Magnoliopsida, Solanales, Solanaceae.
GUCCAAAUGGUGGGGACUCCAAUUCUUUAACGACAGAAAGGAAUAGAAUCAAUCACAAAUCCAACAGAGCUCUGUUACAAAGGUUAGAAAAAACAGUACUAACAUCCAUUUCUGUACAUGUACCUUUGACUGCCCACUACCCCAUCUCCCAAAAGCAGUUAGGAGUGAGGACAUAUCAAGAUUGAAGGAAAUGGAAGUGGUUCAAUUGCAGAGGAGCUUUGUUGAAUACAUGGACUCUUUGUUUCGUGAGGGAUUCUUGGAUGCUCAAUUUAGUCAGCUUCAGCAACUGCAAGAUGAUAGUAACCCUGAUUUUGUAGUUGAAGUUGUGUCUCUCUUCUUUGAAGAUUCAGAAAGACUUCUCAAUGAUCUCACCAUGGCUUUAGAUCAGCCCAAUGUGGACUUUAAGCAGGUUGAUGCUCAUGUUCAUCAGCUCAAAGGUAGCAGCUCCAGUGUUGGUGCUCAGCGAGUGAAGAAUUGCUGCAUCCCUUUCCGCAACUGCUGUGAAGAACAGAACACUGAAGCGAACUUCUGGUAAGGUGAGCCAAUCCAAUAAGUGCAGUGAUCGGUAAUUCGUACAUCGGUGUCCUACUGAUUGCUUUUGACCAAACCAAUCAUUUAAAGCUAUGCUGCUCGGACUCUUCAAAAUUAGUGCAUAUUUGAAGGAUCUGAUAUGGGUGAGGCAACAUUUUUGGAAAGUCCCAAAAACUUAGGUUAAAAGUCUCUUAGCCUGGUGUAUAGUGUGUCAAUCCGUUAGUUACUAGAGAUUGAGUAUACAUGUGCUCGAGUAAAUUUCAUGGGUGUUCAUCUCAUUUUGUAUAUUUUAUUCAAAAGUCACUUUUCUUUUUUUUGUUACACAAAAAUUGUUUAACUUUGUACCAUCUUUCAUAAAAGUAAUUUUGAUAUAAUUUGUUUAAAACCCUACCUAAAAUGUGAGAUGAAAUUAAAAAAAAAAUCUCUUGUAUUUGAGGGUAGAUUUAAAAUGACUCCUCAAAUAUACUUUUGAGAAGUUUUGAUACUUUAAGCUUACUAUAUGUGAGUACAUUUGAUUUUCUUCAAAUACUUAACAAACUCUAAUCGGAAACAAUCUCUAUACUUCUUCGAAGGUAGCGAUAUGGACUGCGUACAUCUUACCCCCAGACCCCACUUUGUGGGAAUAUACUGGGUCUGUUUUACUUAACAAACUCUAAUCAUUAAAUUUUAUUAAAUUUUGGAAAAAAAAAAUUAAUAUUGAGUCACAUUUAAAGGUUUAUUAUUUGUAAUUUUUUUGAUUUAUUAUAGGAUUUGAUGUAUCUUUCUAGAUUAAUUUAUUUAUUUAUAGAAUAAUUUCAUAGACUCCUUCACAAAUUUUGUUUUUGAAAGUUGAUCUUUCAUGUUACAUAUGAUAUCACACUUACUUUGAUUGUUUUGAUUUCGUUAUAAUAAUUCUUUUAAUCUUUUUAUCACUAUACAAAAUUGUAUACUUGAAAUUAAUUCUUUUAUGAAAUAAUUGAAAAUCAAGGAGUGAAAUGCUUUUGUAAAUUUUUAAAAUUUUCUUUAUCCCAUCAUUAUCAAAUUUCAACAAAUCUUUCAGCUCCGUCCUCAGCCUCUCCAAAAUAUCUAUCAUCCAAAAUUUUUUAUUUAAUAAGUAACAUUAUUUUAUUUUUUAUUUCUUUUACUAACUCUAUUUACUAAAAAUUAUUCCAGUUUACUUUGCAUAGUCAAUGUAUUGAAAAUAAAAUUCCUAAAAAUUAUUACAAAAUAAUUUGAAAAUCAUAUCUACUAGUAAAUAGUCUACUGAUAAUAUGAACAAAAUAAUAUGUAACAAAAGUAAAAAAAAAAAUAUCUAUAAAUUAAUCAAACAAAAUAGUAUAUCAGUAAAAGGGUAAGUAAAUGAAAAUGUAAUUAUUGCACAUUUAUGAUAAAUAGAUUUUAAUUUAUUUAUUUUUUAUUUAACCUUUUUUCAAUAUCGUUAAUUUAGUAGAUAGAGUUUGUCAAACAUAUGAAAAUAAAAUGAUUCAUUUUUAUUAGCAAUAUAGUGGAUCAAAACUGCUUAAAAGUAUAUGUGAGGGGUUAUUUUGAACCUCCUUUAAAUAUAAGAGAUAGAUUUUUAUUUCAUUUCAAAUUUUAGGUAGUGUUUUAAUCAAAUUAUAUCAAAAUGACUUUUGUAAAAGAUGAGGCAAAGUUAAAUGACUUUUGUGUAACAAAACAAAGAAAAGUGACUUUUGGAUAAAAAAUACAAAGUUGGAUGACCACCCGUGAAAUUUACUCAUAUGUGCUCCCAGUUUAACGCUAUGUUACAAAUACUUUCUUUGCGUGGUAUAUCUGAGUUUCAAUCGGCUAGGUGCUAGUAAUUGAGCAUAUCUGUGUUCACUGUGUACUUGGAAUCAUGAAUUGUCUUGUGUCAUUGAAGAUGCAAGUUAUUUUCUACUUCCGGUUGAUGGGUCUUUUAGGUGCUUGAGAUGCUUGCAA